Messenger RNA from Tupaia belangeri chinensis (Chinese tree shrew), 6167 nucleotides. RefSeq names its product ankyrin repeat and IBR domain containing 1 (gene ANKIB1). The transcript has 20 exons. Gene Ontology annotation, biological process: protein ubiquitination. Bases 436 to 3711 code for a protein of 1091 amino acids. The record is from RefSeq and is a predicted model, not a curated record. NCBI's taxonomy places the organism in Eukaryota, Metazoa, Chordata, Mammalia, Scandentia, Tupaiidae. Gene Ontology annotation, molecular function: ubiquitin-protein transferase activity; protein binding; zinc ion binding.
AGCCGGCCGUGACCGCGAGGCGCAGGCAAGAGCCACCGCCCCCUCUUCCCCUCCCCCGAGUGAGGCGGCGCGGCGGUCCGAGAGGGAUGGGGGGCGCCAGCCCAGUCUGAGCCUCGCGGCGGGCGGCUUCGGCUCCCGCCGCGCCGCUGACCCCCAGUGCCCACCCUGGACCCCAGGAGCCUCCGCCCAGCGGGUGCACCGGGACUGGCAAGGAAGGGGCGCUUGCCUUGGUGGGUGGGGCGCGGAGGGUACCUGAGGUCGCCGGCUCGGAGCUAGAGGCAGGGGCGACCGCGGAACUGCAGACCUGCAGGGUCUACUCGACCCUUAACCUCAGCCGGAGAAGUAACUAUUGUGAAACAUGUUGCAUAAGCAUUCAAGAAGUGGCUGAAGGAGGAAGGAUUAAAGUGCCACUGCCUAUCAGAAAAGAAACAAAACAUGGGAAAUACAACCACCAAAUUCCGUAAAGCACUCAUCAAUGGUGAUGAAAACCUGGCCUGCCAAAUAUAUGAAAACAACCCUCAGCUAAAAGAAUCUCUUGAUCCAAAUACAUCUUAUGGGGAGCCCUACCAGCACAAUACUCCAUUGCACUAUGCUGCUAGACAUGGAAUGAAUAGAAUAUUAGGGACUUUUCUUUUUGGUAGAGAUGGAAAUCCAAAUAAACGAAAUGUGCACAAUGAAACAUCUAUGCAUUUGUUGUGUAUGGGACCUCAAAUUAUGAUCUCUGAAGGAGCCCUUCAUCCUCGCUUAGCACGCCCUGCGGAAGAUGAUUUCAGAAGAGCAGAUUGUCUGCAGAUGAUUUUAAAAUGGAAAGGAGCAAAACUUGACCAAGGCGAAUAUGAGAGAGCAGCCAUUGAUGCCGUUGAUAACAAAAAAAACACACCCCUGCACUAUGCAGCUGCCUCAGGGAUGAAAGCCUGUGUGGAGCUUUUAGUAAAGCAUGGAGGAGACUUGUUUGCAGAAAAUGAAAAUAAAGAUACCCCUUGUGACUGUGCUGAAAAGCAACAUCACAAAGAUUUGGCCCUCAAUCUGGAAUCUCAGAUGGUAUUCUCACGGGAUCCCGAAGCUGAAGAAAUAGAGGCUGAAUAUGCUGCUUUAGAUAAACGAGAGCCAUAUGAAGGAUUAAGGCCUCAGGAUCUUCGCAGAUUGAAAGAUAUGCUAAUUGUGGAAACUGCAGACAUGCUUCAGGCUCCUCUAUUUACUGCUGAAGCUUUACUUCGAGCUCAUGAUUGGGACAGGGAGAAAUUACUUGAAGCUUGGAUGUCAAACCCAGAAAACUGCUGCCAACGAUCAGGUGUUCAAAUGCCAACUCCACCACCAAGUGGGUACAAUGCCUGGGACACACUCCCUUCUCCAAGAACUCCAAGGACUACUCGCUCUUCUGUCACCUCUCCAGAUGAAAUCAGUUUAUCUCCUGGGGAUUUAGACACCAGUUUGUGUGACAUUUGUAUGUGCAGUAUUUCUGUAUUUGAAGACCCAGUGGAUAUGCCCUGUGGACAUGACUUCUGUAGAGGAUGUUGGGAGUCGUUUUUGAAUCUGAAAAUUCAAGAAGGUGAAGCUCACAAUAUUUUCUGCCCAGCAUAUGAUUGCUUCCAGCUUGUGCCUGUGGAUAUCAUAGAAAGUGUUGUGUCUAAAGAGAUGGACAAACGAUAUCUGCAAUUUGAUAUUAAGGCUUUCGUUGAAAAUAAUCCUGCCAUUAAAUGGUGUCCUACUCCAGGCUGUGAAAGAGCAGUUAGACUAACAAAGCAAGGGUCAAAUACGUCUGGAUCUGAUACGCUCAGCUUCCCAUUGCUAAGAGCUCCUGCUGUGGACUGUGGGAAAGGACAUCUAUUCUGCUGGGAGUGCCUUGGUGAAGCACAUGAGCCUUGUGACUGCCAAACAUGGAAAAACUGGCUACAAAAAAUAACUGAAAUGAAACCAGAAGAGCUUGUGGGAGUUAGUGAAGCUUAUGAAGAUGCUGCCAAUUGUCUCUGGUUGUUAACAAACUCCAAGCCUUGUGCUAACUGUAAGUCUCCGAUACAGAAGAAUGAAGGCUGCAAUCACAUGCAGUGUGCUAAGUGCAAGUAUGAUUUUUGCUGGAUUUGCCUAGAAGAAUGGAAAAAACAUAGUUCUUCCACUGGAGGCUAUUACAGAUGUACUCGCUACGAAGUCAUUCAGCACGUGGAAGAGCAAUCCAAGGAAAUGACUGUGGAGGCUGAGAAAAAACACAAACGAUUUCAGGAACUUGACAGAUUUAUGCACUAUUACACAAGAUUUAAAAACCAUGAGCAUAGUUAUCAGUUAGAGCAACGCCUUCUUAAAACAGCCAAAGAAAAGAUGGAGCAAUUGAGUAGAGCUCUCAAAGAAACUGAAGGAGGCUGUCCAGAUACCACUUUCAUUGAAGAUGCAGUUCAUGUGCUCUUAAAAACUCGACGUAUUCUCAAGUGUUCUUAUCCUUACGGAUUUUUCUUAGAACCCAAAAGCACAAAGAAAGAAAUUUUUGAACUAAUGCAAACAGACCUAGAAAUGGUCACAGAAGACCUUGCCCAAAAAGUCAAUAGGCCUUAUCUUCGCACACCUCGCCACAAGAUCAUCAAGGCAGCAUGCCUUGUGCAGCAGAAGAGGCAAGAGUUCUUGGCAUCCGUGGCUCGGGGAGUGGCUCCUGCAGACUCACCAGAAGCUCCAAGGCGCAGCUUUGCUGGUGGAACAUGGGAUUGGGAAUAUUUAGGAUUUGCAUCACCCGAGGAAUAUGCUGAAUUUCAGUAUCGGAGGAGACACAGACAACAGCGUCGUCGAGGAGACGUGCACAGUCUGCUCAGUAAUCCUCCUGACCCUGAUGAGCCCAGUGAAAGCACUUUAGAUAUUCCAGAAGGUGGCAGUGGCCGCAGGCCUGGCACAUCCGUGGUGAGUUCUGCAUCCAUGAGUAUUCUGCACAGCUCUUCCCUGCGUGACUAUACCCCAGCCAGCCGCUCUGAAAACCAGGACUCUCUUCAGGCUCUGAGUUCCUUGGAUGAAGAUGAUCCCAAUAUACUUCUUGCAAUUCAGUUAUCACUGCAAGAGUCUGGGCUGGCCAUUGAUGAAGAAACUAGAGACUUCCUCAAUAAUGAAGCAUCCCUAGGAGCAAUAGGCACUUCUUUACCUUCCAGGCUGGACUCUGUCCCCAGGAAUAUAGAUAGCCCUCGGGCCGCCUUGAGUAGCUCAGAGCUAUUGGAACUUGGUGAUAGCCUUAUGAGACUAGGAGCAGAAAGUGACCCAUUUUCAACUGACACCUUGAGUUCACACCCUCUCAGUGAGGCAAGAAGUGAUUUCUGUCCCUCUUCCAGUGAUCCUGACUCAGCUGGCCAGGACCCCAACAUCAAUGACAAUCUUCUUGGUAAUAUUAUGGCUUGGUUUCAUGACAUGAACCCUCAGAGUAUUGCCCUGAUUCCUCCAGCAACUACAGAAAUCAGUGCAGAUUCCCAGCUCCCCUGUGUCAAAGAUGGGUCAGAAGGUGUGAGGGACGUGGAACUGAUGCCACCAGAAGAAGACUCGGUGUUUGAGGAUGCCAGUGUCAGUGAAGGUAGAAGAACUCAGAUAGAAGAAAAUCCUUUGGAAGAAAAUACUGUGGUCGGGGAAGCAGCAUCUCAAGUUGGUGACAGUGGUAAUGAGACAGUCAACAAACCAGAUGGUUCAGAUGUUUCAAGUCAAACACCUCAAACCUCAAGUGACUGGCUUGAACAAGUACAUUUAGUGUGAACUGCACAUAUCUGGGCUAUAAAUGAAUCGCAGGUACAGAUGGUAUGUGAGGUAGAGUUUGCUUUAUAGAGACUUUGGUCCACUUAAUUCCAAUUCAAUUAUUAACCACUGACAUAGGGGUUAAAUACAAAGGCAUUCCCUUGAAUGGUAGCUUCAUUUUCUAUUUUAACCUUACAGGGAAUUUCUUUUGUAUUUAAUUGGUUAGCUUUUCCCUUUUUUGCUGACAAAAGAGAGGAGAGAAAAACACAAAUGGAAUAGAUUGUAUUCCACAUUUCAAGAAAAUGAGUCCUCUUGUUAGCCUAGGGUUGGCAGUACUUAACACUUACAGGCUUACUCCCUAAUCUUUGGGUAGCUUUCCUUUUAAAACAAUUUUUUUUUUUAGAAGUUCAUUUUGGGCAUACCUUGUAAUAUGUAUGCCCUCAGUCUCCUUUUGCUCUUCCAUAACUUACUUCCUUUUUUUUUUCUAAGCAGUGUGAAUUGAGGUAUUCAAGACUUCUCUUUAGUUCUGCAUCCACCACAGUGUAAUUAGUUUUACUUUUCACAUGAAUCAAAGAUUUCUCAUGUCUAUUUACAGUCCAUUUGUGCCAAACUCCAAGUCUUGUGUUGACUAACAAGGCAUUGAGGUGUGCUGUGUCCUAGAGUGUUCCGGGGCCAUGUCAGCGUUCUCGGUCUCGGGAGUAAAGGUGCCACUCAGUAGCAGUGAUAUUCCAGAAUUUAAUGGGCUUUUGUUGCCAUGGAGACUGCAUUUAAAUAAAUGUAGCCUGUAGCUUAAGUUAACUAAACCUAAUGCUGCUGUUAAAAACAGUUUAUUUUAAUAUUAAAAUACAGUUGAUUAGCAACAGCGGUGCUGUAUUUUAAGAGACACUUUAUUGGAAGUGCAAUCAUAGUUCUUUGUUUCCACAAUUUUACAGUGCAUUCUAAUUACUAAUGGGUGCAAUUACUUUUAAUGGUAAGUGUUUUAUAAAAUAGAAAAAAGUGGAGUUUUCAUGAGUUACAGAGUAAAUCCCACAAUUAUUAAAUAAUUCAAUAAAACAUCCUGCGCAACAUGUUACCGUGCCUUUGCCUAAACUGAAUGGAUAGUUGCCAGUUAAGUAAGUGAGUAAUUCAAAUCUCAAUGUCUCUUCUGAAGUAACUAUGCUAUGAAUUGCAAAGACCUCCAUAAAACCACCCAUGGCCUUGCCUUUACAGUAACUAUAACAACUACAUGUUCAAUCGGUUUGUUUGCCUAAAUAGCAAAUGCUGACAUGUGUUUGUUCUAUUGCACAAUACUCAUUUGCUGUGUGAUUACUGUUUAGUGUUGAAAAAAUCAACUUCCUAGUUAUCAGUGUCUUACUGUGAAGAAAAUACUGGUCUUAGUUGUAAUUAAGAUAACAAUGGUACAGUGUGUAAUUAAAACUAGAGUAAAAUGUUGGAAUGGCUGUUUUACUUACAUAUUAUCAAAAUUAGCAUAACAUAAGCAAAAAUAGAUGCACACAAUACUCCCUUCAACAUUUUGCCAGAUUGUUACCAGAAAUCUACAAAAAUUUCAGUACUGAGAUUGUACAGGCAAGCCCUGGGCUGGGUAAAAGGUAUAUUAGUAUUGAUUUUUUUUUUUUUUUUUUUUUUUUGGUAAGUUGUGAUUACGGUUUUUGUUACUUUAUUUUUCCCUUUCCAAACCCUACUUUUGAAAUACUCUUGUACUUUCAAUUCAUAUGGCUAGGAUAUUACAUUAUUAAAGUAUUUGGUAUGUCUCGCGUUCUCUAGGAUAAACUAUGGGAAUUGCUCUCAAGCCAUGGAUAUCAGAGAUCUGCAUGAGUUUGUAUUUCUCCAGUUAUCAGAAACAUUGAUAUCAAUCCCUAUGAAACUUAGCAGGGGAAAAUUCUGACUUUACCUACAGUGUUUCACUGUAUAUUAAACUGAAAGAGUCCAUUAAAGGAUUUUUUUUUUUACAACUUUAUUUUGGAUUAAAAAUAUUACCACCAGUAAGUUUUUAGACAAGGCAGUAGUUUUUCAAUAGAAAGAGGGUGCAUCCCACUGAGGUGCCGCGCACAGCUGCAGGAAGGUGAGAGUGCCCUGUGGCAAGGCAGUGUAUGGGGGGUGGGGGGUGGUCCGCUUUCUUUGCACCUCGUGCAGUAUCCUUUGUUCCUGUGCUGUUCUCUCCUCAGCAUGAAAGAUGAUCACUAUCCAGUUUGUAUUUCCUCGGUACAUAUUUUAAAAACAACACAGUCAUUGACUUUACAAUUCAGUAAUAAAGUUUGGCAAAGCCUAUUUUGUAAACAAGUUAAUUUUAUAAUGUAAAAACGAAAACAGUUACUCUAACCUUGACUUGUUAUUUGCACUUUCAUAGUCUAUACUUGAUACAUUCCCACUUUAUAUACAGUAGGAUUCUACAAACGUGUAGAUGUUUGGCCAAAUGAAUGCUGUUAAUAAUAUGUUUUAAGAAAAAAAAAACUUUGAUUAAACAUUUAUUACUUAAA